GGAUUCAACAUUCGGUGUGCACACUCAGAUUCAAUAUCCGGGUGUGCACCAAUUAUAAUCCUAAAUAAAACCACCUCAUACUCAUCCUCUCUGUGUCAAACAAACGAACAUGCCGAAAAAGAUAGUCAUCCAAGUACAACUAAAAUGCGACAAAUGCAGAACCAAGGCCCUCAAGAUUGCUGCUGGAACAGAUGGUCUGAACUCGGUGGCAAUACAAGGGGCAGACAAAAAUGAGCUGGUUGUGACCGGAGAUGGAAUUGAUUCAGUUGCUCUCACCUGUAUACUCAGGAAAAGGGUUGGAUAUGCGACCAUAAUCUCUGUGCAAGAAGAGAAAGCUCAAGCAAAAGCUGAUCAACCGCCGCCAAAAAAACCUGAUCCUCCCACUGAGAUCAUUCCACCAAUAUGGUACUGUUAUCCUCCCACGUGCCAAGAACUAGUGGUCUGUGAUCCAAACCCAAAUCCCUGUUCAAUCAUGUGAUUCCAUCGUCGCUUCAAAAUAAACGCGCGCGCGUGUUUUCUAGUUUCUUAUAAUUUCUUCUUAAUGUUAAUCCUACCAAGCUACUACGUCUUUGCCUCUUUUGCUCUUGAUGCUCUUGUUGGAAAUAAAUACCAAUUCCAUUA
Rubroshorea leprosula is the source of this 621-nucleotide messenger RNA. NCBI's taxonomy places the organism in Eukaryota, Viridiplantae, Streptophyta, Magnoliopsida, Malvales, Dipterocarpaceae. The record is from the annotation of a GenBank genome assembly.